AUGCAUCACGUCCCGUCGUACACUGUCUUGCGAGAGUCAAGCCUCAUGAUGCCAUCUAGAAGGAUAUCAUGGCCUGUGCUCAAGUCACUGCACAAAGUGCAUCGGGGCCAUCUCGCAGUCAAACGAACUCUAACCUCCUUAACCCUUAGCUCACCCACCAACAGUUAUCCAACUUCUCAUUCACCGCUCAAAAAUAUACAAGAUACGCCGUGGUUCACAGAUAAUGCAUUUCUCCGGUCGGAUACCUCGCAAUUUAUCGAGGUACAUGAUCCAGCUACCAACAAUCUGGUUACGAGGGUACCCCAAAAUACCAAUGCCGAACUCCAGGCCGCAGUCGAGAGUGCACGCAGGGCAUUUCCAGCUUGGAGAGCUACAAGUGUGAUGGCGAGGCAACAAAUAAUUUUCAAGUUUACCCAGGGUGUACGAGAGAAUUGGCAUCGUUUGGCCGCAAGUAUCACCUUGGAGCAGGGAAAGACUUUUGCCGAUGCUAAGGGUGAUGUACUCCGUGGCCUACAGGUUGCCGAAAAUACAUGCAACCUUCCACAAUUGAUGUUGGGUGAGGUCCUAGAAGUAGCCAAAGAUAUGGAGACAAAAAGCUACCGAGAACCAUUAGGUAUUGUUGCAGCGAUUUGUCCAUUCAACUUCCCUGCCAUGAUUCCUUUAUGGUCCAUACCAAUUGCUACCGCAACUGGGAAUUGUCUGAUUCUCAAGCCCUCGGAACGUGAUCCUGGUGCUGCAAUGAUACUCGCCGAGAUUGCUGAGAAAGCUGGAUUCCCCAAAGGUGUAUUGAAUAUUGUUCACGGUGCAGCGAAAACUGUAGAUUUUAUCAUUGACGAACCUCAAAUCAAGGCUAUCAGCUUUGUCGGCUCUAACCAUGUGGGUGAAUAUAUUUUUGAGCGUGGGUCGGCAAAGGGGAAGCGCGUACAGGCAAAUCUUGGAGCUAAAAAUCAUGCCGUUAUUCUACCAGACGCUAACAAACAUGAUGCCCUAAAUUCUAUAGUAGGAGCGGCCUUUGGGGCAGCUGGUCAACGCUGCAUGGCACUUAGUACACUGGUCAUGGUGGGCGAGACCAAAGAGUGGCUAAGCAAACUAGUCGAUUCAGCUACUGCGCUCAAAGUAGGCGGUGGGUUUGACGAUACUACCCAUAUCGGCCCUGUCAUCUCACCCCAGAGUCGAGAACGUAUUGAGCAUCUGAUAACUUCAGCGCAAGAAGAGGGAGCUAGCAUUCUUCUUGACGGUCGAGGCUAUAAGUCAGACAAAUAUCCAAAUGGUAACUGGGUUGGUCCAACGGUAAUAACCAACGUUAAAGUGCACAUGAAGUGUUACCGGGAAGAAAUCUUUGGCCCCGUACUCAUUUGUCUCAGUGUCGACUCGCUCGAGGAAGCAAUAAGUUUGGUCAAUGCCAACGAGUAUGGAAAUGGUGCCGCAAUUUUUACACGCUCAGGCUCCGCUGCGGCCUAUUUUCAAAGAAACAUUGAGGCUGGCCAGGUUGGGAUCAACGUACCCAUUCCCGUACCCUUGCCCAUGUUCAGCUUUACAGGCAAUAAAAAGAGUGUUGCUGGUGGAGGUGCUAGUUACUUUUAUGGCAAGCCAGGAUUACAAUUUUACACGCAACUUAAGACAGUGACUAGCUUGUGGAAGAGCGAUGAAGAUGGCAUUAAAUCAGUAGAGGUUUCGAUGCCAACACCAAGAUAA
Messenger RNA from Blumeria graminis f. sp. triticale, 1695 nucleotides. The record is from the annotation of a GenBank genome assembly. NCBI's taxonomy places the organism in Eukaryota, Fungi, Ascomycota, Leotiomycetes, Helotiales, Erysiphaceae.